AUGAUUCUUCUUUUUCUUUUUAUCAACCUUUCUCUCGCCCUAAAUCGUAAAUAUCCCGACAAGAAAGAUGCCCGAGGUUCGACAAUAGAGAGUUUUUACCAAGACCCGCGAUAUGGCCUGGCCGGAAAUGGAAGCUGCAAUGAGAAGUUUGACCUGCAAUAUUUUGACUCCAAGGGAUUAAUUAUUUCGCGCAAUUAUGAGAAUGGAGCUUAUCCGAAUAACUCAGACUGUGAGUGGGAAAUAAGCAUAGCCGCUGGAAUGAUCAUCCAAUUCCAAGUGAUCGCCAUCGACAUCGAGCCAGGCCCACCCUCCUGCCCCUUCGACUACUUGGAACUCUUCGUCAAACCCCCAACUGGACCAAAAGCCGGCCAAUGGGUACCAUGGAAAGGUCCAGAAAAAGAACAGACGCGCUACUGCGGCACCUAUUUUCCCAAAGGUCUUCAAGCAAUUUCACAAAAGGGCUCUCACCUAAAGUUUCAUUUCGUUUCCGAUGAUUCGGACAACCGGCGCGGCUUCAUGAUACGAUUUGGAGCGUUUCAGCCGAAACAAUUGUCGUUUAUAAAUCGAGAAGAUCAAAAGGAUGAUUUCGCUUACAUUAUGAGGACUGAGAGGACCAAGAAAUUAUCGGCAAACUUUGAUCUUGGAAUGCCGACUUGGUUCGACCAAACCUGGCCAAGAGGAAAACAAGGAGCGCAACCGAUUCAGCUUGGUCGGCCUGAAACGAUGGGUUCUUUUGAAUACGUCUCUGGAGACUCGUACGACCCUGGCAUUCCGAGAAACGAUUCCGAGGGACUGAGCAAUGGCGGAUUCCUCAGAUUUCCAAGUAACAAAUUGAAAACAGGAGUGAUUGCUACGAAAUACAUGAAGAUCAAUACAGAGCAGCCAGAGCCAUACUGCUUCGAGAUGAAAAUGGCGCGAAACAAUCCUGAAAAUCUGACGCGGGAGGACUUCGGCGAAGUGAAAAUUUACACGGCCUUUACUCGAUUCGACAGAAAUUCGCGAUCUUUCCAAGGCGGUCAGCUAAAAGAAGUCCUGAGCAUUCCUGUCAAUGAAACAUUCGACGUCGACGGUAUCUUCCGCCCCGUCCAAACUGAAGUCAACCACCGAGAAGGCGAAUGGCUCCAAAUUUUCGUCGUCGCAGAAAGAGGCACACAAGAUCAGACAGAUGUUCUCAUUGAUGAAGUUAAUUUUUACAACUCACGGUGUCAUCCGAUGGAUUUCUCGAUGUGCGAUGGGACAGAAUUGGUAACGCCAAAAUGUGAACGAGGAGGCUGGAAAGAACCUACUGAUCCUCUUCAAUGUAUUCCUGAAUACUGUAUCUAUCCUACAAAAUUUCGAGCAUCAGAGUCCAAGGCUGUGAAUAUCACAACUUCGGAAGGAGUUGAAUCAUUCGAGUGCACCCGGAGUUUCAGUCCAGCCGACGAUCCUGAUUUGGCGACACUCGGGAGAGGAGAAAUUUGUGAUCUUCAGUGCUUGCCUGGUUAUCGAAGCAAAUUGCCAAAUCAAUCGUCGGAAAUCUUUUGCUCAGGAGUUGCUCCGCGCGAUGGAAGUCCUCUUUUUUGGCUGGCAGGAGUGAAACGAACGAAUGAGACGAUUCAUUACAGACAAUCUGUCCCAAAAGUUGAAGAUCUUUACGUCAAUGACGUUGUCAGACCGGACAUGGUUGGCUGUGAAAAAGUAACAGUAGAAUUGAUAGAAGACAAGAAAGAAUUUGAGAUCGAGCUGGAAAAGACCAUCGAUAAAAUCGUCCAAGAGACGGAAGAAGCAAAAGAAGUCAAAGAAGAAGUUCUCAAAGCUUUCGUCUCCGAAGACUCUCGAUUUACUACUCGAACAACGACAACUACAACGACAACGACCACAACUACCGUUUCUGUUUACCAAGGGCCAAAGUUCAAUGUUGCAGCUGCAGACGCUGGAAGUUCUGUUUCAUCGACAUCAACUUCAUCUGAUGGAUUGACAAGGACGGAUACGACAAAGUCAACCACGACUGAGGCAAAUCCUUUCGCGCAAUGGGAAAAAGAAGUAACCGAGGCUGAUAUCGAUGGCUUACUAGUGACACCAAAUCCAAGCGAAGAAUUCGAGACGACUCCGGAGCCAGAACCAGAGCCAGACAUUGAAGAUAGCGAAGAAGAGAAAAAGAAGAAGAAAGAUAAAAAGAAGGAUUCCCCCUCUUCUGCAGCUCGAAUUUUCAUUUCUUUGAUUGCCAUCUUAAUAUUUUUUGUAUAG
Oikopleura dioica is the source of this 2226-nucleotide messenger RNA. The record is from the annotation of a GenBank genome assembly. NCBI's taxonomy places the organism in Eukaryota, Metazoa, Chordata, Appendicularia, Copelata, Oikopleuridae.